Ictalurus furcatus (blue catfish) is the source of this 3852-nucleotide messenger RNA. Its product is annotated as transmembrane protein 198-like. The coding region runs from base 1687 to 2706 and encodes 339 amino acids. Gene Ontology annotation, cellular component: plasma membrane. Lineage: Eukaryota; Metazoa; Chordata; Actinopteri; Siluriformes; Ictaluridae. The transcript is spliced from 4 exons. The record is from RefSeq and is a predicted model, not a curated record.
CUCAAAUAAAUAUACUGUAUGUGCCAAAAUAUUGACACAGAUGUACAAAGCAAAAAAUAAUUAGAUUUAUUAUUUUAUUUCCAUUAGCAUGGGGGGAAAACAAACUUUCAUGAGUCAGAUGGAGGUUUUCACUCCUUAAAAAAACAUUUUGGGGUUGAAAAAAUAGCUAAUACUUAAAUACUAUUCAACGUUCCUGUAAGUUUGAGUCCGAAAAUGUUUUUAAAUAAUAGUAAUUUUUGCUCAUUUUCAUGAAGGGUGCCAGAAAUUCUGGAGGGCAUUGUAUAAGGUAAGAUAAAGUAAUAACGUUGAACCUAACAUUGACCUUUUUUGUAAUGUUUAAUACUGUAUGUAUUCAGUUCAGUGAAUUUAAAUAUUAGAUCCAUCCGUACAUUUUCCUGGAAAUCAGCCAACGCAUGUCUUUGGACUGGGGGAGGAGACCGGAGUACCCAGAGGAAACCCUCUAAAGCACAAGGAGAACAUGGAAACUCUGUGCACACAGGGUGGAGGUGGGAUUCGAACCCCCAACCCAGAGGGGCAAGGCAAACAUGCUAACCCCUAAGCCGCCAUGCCCCCCAAAUGUUUGAUCAUGUUGAAAAAAAAAAAAAUACAUGUCCUGACUGACUUUCAGUUCAAAUGAUUUCCUUUUCACUAAUAAUUCCUUGAAUUUUUCAUUGAAGUUCCACUUUUAACUAAGUAAAAUUGUAACACGAUACCCUUAGUUUCAAUCGAAUAUAAUUUAGCUGUUCUUUUCCAUCAUCCUGUUCUUGACAGCCUGUUAAUGAACAUUCUGACCUGUUGAUGCACCGGAGUAAUGCAAUGUUAACGGUCAAGUGUAAUCAUAUUUACAAAUAACAAAAGAUUUUCUCUAAAAAUAAUGCUUUAAUGAUUUUAGAAAGGACACACUGUAAAUAACUGGAGCUGUUUCUCGGCUUCCCCGAAGCUUGUAGAAGUAAAGCAGAUAGCCAUAUGUGCAGAACAAUGAGACAUUCAAGCAGAGCUCACUUCCUAAACAUGCAUCCUGUGUUUGGGUGAAGAACGCUAGUGGAAGGCAGUACAGACAGAAAGACAUGGCGGCAGAAGGAGGGGCAGGAAUCCUGCUUCCCUCAGGCUUGCCAGACGGGAAACUUGAGAGAGGGGAGAAAGGUUACAGGUGUUUCCAGAGCUCAUAACUAUUGUAGUAGAUUUUUUGUUCAGAGUUAAGUGGAACACAACAAAUAAUUUAAUGAAUUCUAAUGAAGUCUCAUGAAUGGUUGGAAUUUGUCUCUCUUUCCAGGUUUUUUUUUUACCCUGUUGGUAUAUAAGGGUAUGAACAUGGAGAUGCACAGGAAAUCCAUUCAUGGAAAGCUUAGCAUGGUUUGAAAAACUAUGUUGAAGCAGGAAAUGUUUAUUCACGUAAUCACUCUUUACUGGCUCAUGACUGAAAUAUUUGCCUCACUCUUUCCUAAUAAAACACUUCCUAAUAAAACACUUGACAAUAACAAUUUAUCAUAUCUGAAUGAUGACUUUCUCCUUUUUGUUUUUAGGUGCUUUGGAUCUCCAGGUGUGCAUUUGGACUAAGGAUUAUACAACUAUAUGUAAAGAACAAUACACUCAUUCCCUGUAGAGAUGUACAAGGAUGACAUGUACACAUUUCCCGUGAGAGGCUAAUUCUUCAUUUUGAGUCAGACUGUGAACGCUUGAGCCAGAAUGGCUGACCCCUCUAUGUUAGUGACAGAGGGAGUGAUGCCCACACUGGCGUCAACAGACAGCUGUGUUCUGGAGGUCAGGAAGAAGUACGAGGUCAUUCCUUCAGUAGCAUGCACCAUGUGCUUUAUACUCGGGAUUGUCUACUGCUUCUGUGGGUACCGCUGUUUUAAAUUGGUGAUGUUCCUGUCUGGGCUGGCAUUCGGGACUGGCAUAGGCUACCUGCUAUGUCUCCGGGAGCAGCUGAUGGACUCGCCGCUGGACCCGGAGACACGGGCAGGCAUCUCUCUAGGUAUUGGCUUACUGGGAGGACUGGUGAGCAUACUGGUGCGCUGUGUGGGUCUGUUCCUCACUGGUCUCCACCUGGGCCUGCUGCUCUCCAUCACCGCUCUGCUGACAGCAGGACAGUAUUACCCCAUCCUCAGUCCUGUAUGGGUGCCUGCAGGAACAGUGCUUGGAACUGGCAUAUUCUUCGCUGUGCUCACACUCUGCUGGCAGAGAAGCAUGACCAUGGUGGCUACGGCAACGCUGGGUGCUGCCAUCAUCAUGACAUGUAUGGAUUACUGCAUGGAGACACCAAUGAUGGCGUGGAGGGCAUAUGUGGGGCUGCAGAAGGACCAAGAAAGGGUGCUGUGCUGGUACAGCUGGGUGAUGUUGGGCAUCUGGCCUGGGAUAGCAGCUCUGGGAAACCUGGUGCAGCGUAAAUUCACUGCCAAAGGAAUGUCACACUCUGAAGUGAUAGUGAGUGGUAAACAGAAGCAACUCCAGCUGAUGAAGAUCAGACAGGUGGAUGCACGCCGGCGUCCAGAGGGAAAAUAUUGCCGCAGACCUCCACUUCUCAAACGAUACGCAGGAGAUGUGCUCGCUCCGAGCUACCUGGCCAACCUGCGUGAGAGGCAGAUGAGCACGGGCUCGUCUGUGAGCAGUCUGAGUACUGUCUACCACACCAUGAUCGACUUUGACUUUGAGACUGGAUCCAUGGUGCCUCUCACAACCUCCUCACCUGCAGCGAUCAGGAUGUGAAUGAACUCAGAAACCUGCAUGCACGCACACGUGUGUACACACACACACACACACGCUUGGGAAGAGAGUUCAAUAGAGCUCAGUGCCGGCUGAGGUAAACAGACUGGAUGAGUGCUCCAGAGAGAGUUUGUGUUGACAACAUGGACUCUGAGUUGACUAAUAAAAAGUCUGUGGAGUUUACUGAACACUGGAUCUUCUCAGGACUUCAGGGUGCAUGACUACAAAUAAAACCACAAAUACUCUAAAACUCUAACUCAAUACUUUAAGACAACCCUUUUAGCAAUAAGUAAUAGGAAGGCACUAAUUUGUAUUCAGCUUUAAAUGUCAGAUAUGAAACAAAACAAUUCUGACCAAUCCUGCCUGCUCCCACAGUUAUUUUUGGUUGUAUGUACCCACAGUGUUCUCUAAUGAACUUAAUUGGUUAUAUUUCCACAAAAUAUAAAUAAGUUAGUGGUUUAGACCACGGCAAGCAUGGCCAGGAUAAACAGUAACUAAAGAGGAAUGAAUGAACGAAUGAAUGAAUGCAGUAAACAUGUAGUCUAAUGCCUCACAAGCAUGACUCUACAUCCAUUACGUUCCUCUGUUAAUCGACGUGGCCUUUCUUUGUCCCGCAAGCUUCAUAUCUGACUUCCUGCUCCCACCUGCAUGAGAGUAAAAACCACCCACUCCCACAAUUUUUAGUCGGGCAUGUCGGAUCCCGGCACACCACGAAGGAUGCUUUCACACCCAUUAGUCUAUCUGCUGAGUCCAAAUCAAGGCAAAAGUUAUACUGUUGGUUCACGUGCUGUUUGGUUUGGUUUCAAAAUGCACAUAUUUAAACAAUUUUUUUUUUUAGAAAAAGACGACGCUGAGGGACAUGUAGGGCUGAAAAUGGAAAAAUAUACGGAUUAAACACUGCAUUAAGGUGAAAGCACCCUAAUCCUAGGAUUUUACUACACAUUCACUAUCAAACAGCACACAUUAUAUCUCUGACCUCAGCUGUGGAUAAGGUGCUUUAUGAUCGCAUUUAUUUGCUCUCUCGCUCUCUUGGGAACUGGUUACAUUUACACAACUGCCUUCCCUAAGGAUUGUAUUGCUGUACAGUAUGUACUACAUUAGAACAAUUUGUUUGCCACACAAAUAAAACCGUGCUAUUCAUAUAUCAGC